This is a messenger RNA of Pantherophis guttatus, 1751 nucleotides long. The record is from RefSeq and is a predicted model, not a curated record. Lineage: Eukaryota; Metazoa; Chordata; Lepidosauria; Squamata; Colubridae.
GCUUCUGAAAACGAUCUGCUAAAUAAGCGCCUGAAGCUUGAUUACGAAGAAAUGACUCCAUAUCUCAAAGAAGUAAUCUCCGUCUGGGAUAAAAUGCUGAACACGCCAGGAAGGUCAAAGAUCAAGUUUGACAUGGAAAAAAUACACUCCGCUGUUGAGAAAGGAGUUCCUCGGCAACAAAGGGGCGAGAUAUGGAAGUUUUUAGCAGAGGUGCACCAACUCAAGCACCCGUUUCCGACGAAGCAGCAGCCAAAGGACACUCCGUACAAAGAACUCUUAAAACAACUGACUUCCCAGCAGCACGCAAUUCUGAUCGAUUUAGGGCGCACUUUUCCGACCCAUCCCUACUUCUCAUCCCAGCUUGGAGCUGGCCAGCUCUCCCUCUAUAAUAUCCUGAAGGCCUACUCCCUCCUGGAUCAAGAAGUAGGCUAUUGCCAAGGCCUCAGUUUUGUGGCCGGAGUGUUGUUACUACACAUGAGUGAAGAAGAAGCCUUCGAGAUGCUGAAGUUCCUGAUGUUUGAUAUGGGCCUUCGGAAGCAAUAUCUACCGGUCAUGAUUCUCCAGAUCCAGAUGUAUCAGCUCUCUCGACUCCUUCACGAUUACCACAGAGAUCUGUACGAUCACUUUGAAGCCAAUGAGAUCAGCCCCAGCCUCUACGCUGCCCCGUGGUUUCUGACCUUGUUUGCGUCUCAGUUUCCCCUGGGGUUUGUCGCUCGGGUGUUCGACUUGAUGUUUCUCCAAGGACCAGACGUUAUAUUUAAAGUGGCUUUAAGUCUUUUGGGAAGCCAUAAGCCUUUGAUUCUGCAGCAUGAAAACCUGGAAACAAUUGUCGACUUCAUUAAAAGUAUUCUUCCCAAUCUGGGCUUGGUACAGAUGGAAAAAACCAUUAACCAGGUAUUUGAGAUGGAUAUUUCCAGACAGCUCCAAGCUUAUGAAGUUGAAUACCAUGUACUUCAGGAUGAAUUAAUCGAUUCUUCUCUCGAUGACAAUCAAAGGAUGGAUAAACUGGAGAAGGCCAACAGUAACUUACGGAAGCAAAACUUCGAUCUCCUUGAGGAGCUCCAGGUGGCUAAUGGGAAGAUCCAAAACCUGCAAGCCAUGGUUGAAGUUCUGCUUAAUAACGAAGGCAAAUUGAACCAGACCAUCGUCACUCUGGAACGGGAGAGGAAAGGAUUGUUAGAAACUCUGAAGGAAUUCCACACGCAGCCAGCAAACUCCGGUGGGAAAACUUGUCCCUCCGAGCAAGGACGCACAAAUGCCACUAACUGAGAUUUUAAGGCUCAGCGUAGGAGGAACUCUUCGAAUUGUCCGUAUCGCCCAUGCCUUACCUGUUCUUCGUCUUCCUUUUUUCUCGAAUCAUGUUGCACACAGGAGGAAAAUGUUACAGUGCUUACUCAACGUGGAAGAUCUUGCUCGUCUACGUCCCAAAUUCUUUCAAAUAAUACAUAGACGGAGUACAACCACAGAAUAAUCUUUAAGCUUUACUACAAGUCGACGCAUUUCCCACCUGGUUGUAAACUUCUGGAGUUCUUCACCUACCUACAGUAACCGCUUCUAAGAGUUUCGCCGUAGUUAACACUGAAAGCGUUUAGGGAAAUUCCAGGCUGCAAACUUCUCAAGGAACUUCAGUUUUAGAAACAUGCUGGAGUGAUUUCUUUCCCAUUUAAGGGGCUAAGGUGUAUUCAUUUAUGACUGAAUUUCUUUCUCCGAAAGUGGGUUCUGCUUACUCACAGUGUGUUUUUAAAACUUGC